AUGGCUACCCAUCAGAUGAUAGCGCUCUACAAUGCACUGAGGCACAUACGAGACAUAAGGUCCAAGAUUGAGGCAACCGACGGGGCCUUAAGUAAAGAGGUCUUCUCCACCACUGAAAACAUCCCUGACAGAAACCUCGAUAACGCCCGCAGCGCCAUCGGGCUCGACUUCCAAUUUCUUGUCCAAACUAUUCGCUCCGUCAAAAAGUCAGAUCCCCUCGUGAAGGCCUACCCCGACAUCCAUUACAAUUUGCGGCAACAAAAUAAACGUCGCAAGUGGCUGACGCAUGAGUAUAAACUUACAGUACCGAUUCAGUGGGGUGAUAUCGCGGACGGUGUCUACGAUGAUAUUCCUAGAAUUGAGGCCGCCCUUCUUAGUGCCCUUGUUGCGAAUGGAGUACCGAACCCUUGA
Sparassis crispa is the source of this 411-nucleotide messenger RNA. RefSeq lists its product as hypothetical. Lineage: Eukaryota; Fungi; Basidiomycota; Agaricomycetes; Polyporales; Sparassidaceae. The record is from RefSeq and is a predicted model, not a curated record. The transcript is spliced from 2 exons. The coding region runs from base 1 to 411 and encodes 136 amino acids.